AUGGUUGACACCGCAGUGUGUGAAAUAGGCCAGGACGAUGUCUCCUUGAGAACAUUUCACUCGCGCACUACAGUCGCACUUCCAGUCUCGGUGACUUUUCCAGUCCCUUUGAAUGCAUUGGCUGUUUUAAAGCUCGCCUGGGCGUGCACCAUUGCCGUCUACAGCAAUUCACAAGAUGUGGACUUUCGAUUUUGUGCUUUGGACCCAAAUGUGGUAGACUCCGUGGAGACAUGCCAUGUAGCCCUUGAUCUAGAGCAAAGUGUCGCCGAUGCAUUGCUUGCCAUAUCGCUCAUUGAGAAUGAAGGACCUCUGUCAACAUCGUCAUCUUCCGCUAUCGAGAAUUUUCUGAUCAUCCAGAAAGACCCAAAUGAGCUUGAGAAGCUCCCUUUGGAGACGCCGCAUGAAGAGCAAUGUUUAGUACUUACUGUGACUAUGAACAGUCCUCAAUCCGUAUCUGAGAUUCGAGCCACUAUGACUGCAAAUAUCACAUUUGUGCGCAUGAUGAUUUCUCAAUUCGCGUAUGCCAUGAGAACCAUAGUGGAAGCAUCCGCUGAGGCUGCUAAUGUUGUUCGGGUGCAACAUUUGCAAGAAAUAUGCCCAGAGGGACUGUUGAAGUUGGCGCAAUGGAAUCCAAAGAGCCCUCAUUACGAGGAACAGAUAUGCGCUCAUGAUUUGAUUGAGCGACAGUCCCAGAAGCAACCCCAUUCCACAGCUGUAUGCGCCUGGGAUGGCAACUGGACCUAUGAAGAAUUAACCCAGAAUUCAUGCCGCCUGGAGCAAAAACUUCUGAGUUGCGGCUCGUCUCGUGGACAAUGUGUUGGGCUUCUCCUCCACAAAAGCAGAUGGACCCCGUUGGUCAUGUUGGCCGUCCUCAAGUCAGGCUGUGCAUUCGUGCUUCUUAACCCAGCUCGGCCUGCAGCUUAUCUGGCAUCAAUCUGUACUGCACUCAAGAUGGAGACCGUCAUUCAUUCCACUGGUGAGGAGUCACUGGCGGGAAACCUGGAAGUUCCCAAUAUUGUCUCGAUUCUCAGCCUCGAAGAACACGUGCAUAGCAAGGACUCGUCAUUAUGCCGAGAUUAUUCUGCACAAUCUGAGCCCGGCCAGGCCAUGUACGCUUGUUUCACAUCCGGAUCAACAGGCCGACCCAAAGGAUUCACGGUGAACCACGCGGCAUUUUGCAGUGGACUGAAUGAAUACAUCAAAGCGGUCGGUCUGACUCAAGAAUCCCGGGUAUUUCAAUUUGCGCCGUAUGAUUUUGCGGUCGCGAUAACUGACCAUCUUGCUCCAUUAACCAUGGGAGCUUGUGUCUGUAUCCCGUCAGAGGAGCAAUUGCAGCAUGAUCUCGAGAGCGUGAUCGAUGAGCUCCAGGCAAACUGGCUGAAGUUGACGCCGUCGUUGGCUCGUAUUCUAGACCCAGCGAGAGUCUCCAGCGUAAAGAAGUUACUGUUUGUUGGCGAGGAAAGCUUGGAAUCUGAUCUUCAAAAGUGGCUGGGACAUGGUGUUGACUUGUACGGUCUGUACGGUCAGUCUGAAAAUGCAAAAGGCACCAUGGUGGCUCGCAGGGGAGAGGGUAGCGACCCUCGCAACAUUGGCUUCCCUUUUGCUGCCGUGGGGUGGAUUGUCGACCCACAAAACGUUCAUCGCCUCAUGCCUAUAGGCGCCGAAGGUGAGUUGCUGCUGGAAAGUCCAAGUCUUGCUCAGGGGUACAUCGGCGAUGAGGCAGAGACGCAGGGCACCUUCCUCGGGGCUCCAUCUUGGUUGAAGCAGGUCCGCUCCCACGGCUCGGGUUGUCGAUUUCUGCGCACUGGAGAUCUUGUCAAGUACGAUCUUGGAGAUGGUUCAUUUUGUCUGAUUGGCCGCAAAGGGAACAGGGUCAAAAUCAGAGGUCAGAGGCUUGAGUUAGGGCAGGUAGAAAGUCAUCUCCGAGAAUGCCUCCCAACAGUCAACCUCGCUAUUGCAACUGUUAUACAACAGGAAGGCGAGGAGCCAAUGCUGGUCGCUUUCAUCGCCAAUGCAGAGAGACAGAAUGAAGAAACGCUGGACAAUGACCUGUUUCCUCCCCCCACGGAGUAUUCUCGACUUCGGGGACGAGACGCCUUAGUCAAAUUGCGCCGUGUGAUCCCUUCAUUCAUGGUUCCGACCACAAUCAUACCAAUAGGUGUCAUUCCGCGGACCACCACCGGAAAGGUUCAUCGUCGACAACUCCACGAGCAAGCCUCAGAGCUGUCCCGGACCCAACUGUUGGAGUAUGUCUCAGACCGGCCCUGCUAUCGAGCCCCACAGUCUGAGGCAGAAGGUAAGCUCCAACGAGCAUGCGGUCAAACUCUUCAGAUUGAUCCUGACUCUGUCGGCAUGAAUGACAACUUUAUCGACCUGGGGGGUAACUCACUGACAGCGCGACAGCUUGUGUCGGUAGCGCGUGCAGAUGGCCUCCAUAUCAAGCUGUCCCAGGUGUUGCAGCAGAGUACUCUUGCCGCUUUGGCUGAGAGUGAGGACCAAAGUCUAUUGGAAUCCGAGGUUAGCUGCGCCGAUACAGACCCUUUCCGCAAGCUUCGAGAGGAUGUCUUGCGGGAAGGCAUUGCGGGUGUAGACAUGCACACCGUGGAGGAUGUCUUACCCACUCUUUUCUCCCAGAUGACGUGUGCCCGAGACCAGUGCGUCGAUUUCAUGGUAUUUCGUGUUGACGGUUUCUUGGAUCGCAAGCGGCUCGGCGAAGCAUGGGCAGUUCUCAUCAAAAGGCUGCCUAUUCUCAGGACUGUGUUUCCCAAAUUCCACGGCCGCAAUAUUCAACUUGUCCUUCGUGAAAUCGCGGACUCAUACACGGUUGUCGAAGUGCCCAUUGGAGAUACUACGGAAGGUGUCGCUCAGGCGAUCUGCAAAACUGGGCUGGAAAACCAUUACCGGGUAGAUCGCCCUGUCGUGCAGUUGACACUCGUGCAAGCGAUGGCAGGCCCCCAAGUCAGUGCCCUCGUCCUUCGCCUCUGUCACGCCCAGUAUGACGGCAUGUGUCUCGAGCCACUCGUGAGAGCCCUUCUAUCCGCCUACAACAAUCGUUCCAUUGAGGUGGAGUCGGACUUCACGGCCUACACUCGCACCUGCAGUCAGCUCCGUGUACCUGAGGCGUUUUUAUUCUGGCGCCAUCUAUUGACCGGCGCAUCACCGACACAACUAGGAGCCCGAGAUGAUAGAGCGCAGCACGAUGCGUCACUACAAUCUCAAAGGUUCUUCUACAGUCGAGACAUUCCUAAUAUUCCCAGUCCCGCAGGCAUCACUCAGGCUACAUGCGUCAAAGCGGCGUGGUCUUGGGUUCUGCGGCACGAGGUUGAGAAGGAGGACGUUGUGUUUGGACAAUUGGGCAGUUGCCGUGCCAGUGUACCUCUUCCAGCAGUGGGCAGCAUCAUCGGCCCAUGCAUGAACAUCACGCCGGUGCGGGUCCAGUAUCGUGCAGGUAUUACUGGUCGGGACCUAUUACACGCCAUUCAAUCCAACCAUGCCCUGGCUAUGGACUUUGAUCUCAUUGGAAUGGACGACAUUGUGGAAACGUGUACAUCGUGGCCUGCAGGGACAGAGCCAGACACGGUGAUCAUACAUGAGAAUUUCAAGGUCGAAUGGGAUGUAGUAGAUGGUGACUUACAAUGUAGGAAGAUUGCUGCGCACUUCUCAACCCAUCCAUCCAAAACGUCUUUUCUCAUUACACUGCCAUCGGAGAAGGGUCUAAAGGCCACUCUCAUGGCGUCUAUGGAUCUCACCAAAUCUCGCGCCGAUGGCAUUAUGGAUAUGUUCUCCAGUGCUUUGAUUCACUUGCUUUCGUUCCCUGAUGCAAUUUUGGACUCGGAAAGCGUCGGUAUAUAG
Molecule: messenger RNA, 3852 nt
Organism: Penicillium brevicompactum
Lineage: Eukaryota; Fungi; Ascomycota; Eurotiomycetes; Eurotiales; Aspergillaceae
Gene: nrps6
Product: putative nonribosomal peptide synthase
Exons: 1
Coding region: 1-3852 (1283 amino acids)
Biological process (GO): secondary metabolite biosynthetic process; amino acid activation for nonribosomal peptide biosynthetic process
Cellular component (GO): cytoplasm
Molecular function (GO): phosphopantetheine binding; catalytic activity
Source: RefSeq, a predicted model, not a curated record